ACUUCGGUGGGCAGGAGAGGCAGGUUCUCUCACUCUUCGUCGACGCUCUGUCACGUUUACCCGCCUUUCGUUUUCCUCAGAGGGCUUUCCUUUCUGUCUUUCUUAGUUUCUUGUAAUUUAAUGUAACUCCUUUUGCCAACUCUCUCAUUAUUUCACUUCGCUCUCUCCCUAUCUCUUCGAAUUACCAAAGAAAUUGUUGGAGGAACGUUUACAAGAAUUAUUUGGUUUAUAAGUGAAGGAAGAAAUACAUACUGAUCUACUGUAUACAGCGGGAAGAAAAUAUUUUUUUGAAGUUUACGUGACAGAACUUUACAAGAAUGGAAUUUGCGCACAUCUUGGCAGUGUUCCUCCUCUGUGGGGUUGUGGUCUCAGGAAGCGAGAGCCCCGUAUGUCCUCUCCCGACACCUGGUCAGUGCGCGACGACAGCGAAUUCUACAGAAAAGGUAUGGCGCGUGUUUAGUUUGCAGCCCACCUUGAAGAAACUGGUGAGCCACUACUCCCCCUUCAAGGUGUGGCAGAGGCAGACCCAGCAGAAGCAGCAGUUGGGCUACCAGGAGGUUCAGUACACGCAACCGAAGACUACAGAGACCAAGUACUACAAGCCAAAGGAGUAUGGCCCUCACUUCUUCAAACCUCAGUACCAACCUGUCUCUUACGCCGACGAUAGUUUUUGAUGUGUGUGAUUCUAUUUGUUAUUUUUAAAGCGAUGUCAAGAAAGGUAUAUUUUAAUUCACUUUAGGCGCCAGGUUUUAAUGAAGUCUUUUAAUAAAGAUGACAAAUAAAA
Molecule: messenger RNA, 784 nt
Organism: Penaeus vannamei (Pacific white shrimp)
Lineage: Eukaryota; Metazoa; Arthropoda; Malacostraca; Decapoda; Penaeidae
Source: RefSeq, a predicted model, not a curated record